Cricetulus griseus (Chinese hamster) is the source of this 2382-nucleotide messenger RNA. The record is from RefSeq and is a predicted model, not a curated record. Lineage: Eukaryota; Metazoa; Chordata; Mammalia; Rodentia; Cricetidae.
AUGUGGCCUAGUGAGACAAGGUCGCAAAUCCAACCAAAUGAAAGAUUUCACAGUGUGAAAGUCUAUUUCCUGAACGAAGAUGAGCAAUGGGAACAUCUAGGCUCAGGACAAAUUUCAACCAAAUAUAUCGGACGCCUGCAGGGCGUUUGCCUGCUUGUUCACUCGGAAUCAGAUGGCUCACUGAUACUGGAGUGUGCAAUAUAUGCUGAUGUGCCCUACAGGAAGCCAAAAAUGGAUUUAAUUAUUUGGACUGAACCUAGUAACCGUACCAUGGCAAUAAGUUUCCGGAACCCGGAUGGUUGUCAAGAUAUCUGGGAAGAUAUCUGCCAAGUUCAAGGUAAAGAUCCAAGUGUACAAAUGACACAAGAAUUUACAGAUGAUUUAGAUGUUUUUCAAGAACUGCCCCAGAUCCAGAAUCUGUGUGAGAUGCGAACCUGUGAAAACAGCACACUUGAACACAUUGCACAUUUAUUUAAUUUUGUUCAGGAAUCACCAAGCUUCAAGGAAAGACUGGCUUUUCUUUUGGAAAAUGAAGAUUACAUUAAAAAAUUGCUACAUAUCUUCCACAUCUGUGAAGACCAGCAGAACAUGGAAGGCUUAUAUUUUUUAUAUUUCAUUAUUAGAGGAAUCUUAUUUCUCAACAAUAUGCGUUUGUAUGAGAUAAUGUUUUCUGAUGAGUGCAUCAUGGAUGUCUUAGGAUGCCUUGAGUAUGACCCUAUUUUGGAUCAGCCAUAUCGGCACAGGGAAUUCAUAUGUGUAAAUGCGAAAUUCAAGGAAGUUAUGCCAAUAGCAUGCUCCAAACUCAGGCAAAAAAUAGACCAGACUUACAAAAUGCAAUAUAUUCAUGACAUUCUAUUUCCAAUACUAUCCAAAUUUCAAGAUAAUCAUCUUUCUGAAUUUACAACUUUCAUUUUUUACAACAAAAUUGAAAUAGUUACCAUGCUGCAGGAAGAUGAAAUGAUUUUCAAUGAAAUAUUUGCUCAGUUAAAAGAUAACACUCUAUGUCAUGAAAGACAGCUUGAGCUGCUAUUUUUUUUCAAGGAAUUCUGUGAAUAUGCUAAGAUAUUAAACUCUCAAAAGAAAGAUGAAUUUUUGCAAACAAUGAUAAAGCUUGGACUUAUGAGUGCUCUAAAAGUUUCACUACAUAGGCAAGACUACCAAACAAAAGAAGCUGCUGUAGAUAUAUUUACUUAUCUAAUAGAAUAUAAUCCACAAAUAGUCCGAGUGUAUGCAAUGGAAGAAGCACAGUCCAGUGAAAAUGACUAUGACCUCAUCAACAUAAUCAUUAAACAAAUAUUAUGUGAUCCUGAUCCUGAAUCUUCAUAUGUUUUAAGCUUGACUGCACUUCUCCGUGUACUUCUUGAUCCAGAAAGAAUGCAAAUAACAGUAAAUGCAUGUGAAAAGGAAGGUUUUAUGAAUUUCUUCUAUACACAUUGCGUGAAUAACUUGGCUGAACCAAUUUUGGCUAUUCCAGAACAAAGUGAUAGUGAUGAUAACACGGCCAACAUCUGUCCUGAUAAUUACCAAAAUGCACAAUUGCUUGCAGUAGUGUUAGAAUUACUCAGCUUUUGUGUAAAACACCACAUGACUUACAUGAGAAAUUAUAUUUUGAGCAACAACUUGCUCAGCAGAAUCCUUGUGCUGACAAGCUCAAAGCACACUUUUCUGGUUUUGUGUGCUAUCAGGUUUAUGAGACAGAUGGUUGGUGUUAAUGAUAAACUUUAUAACCAUUACAUAAUAACGAAAAAUCUUUUUGAACCUGUUGUAAAAGCUUUUAUACAUAAUGGGAAACGAAAUAAUAUGCUAAACUCAGCUAUCAUUGAGCUAUUUGAAUUUAUAAGAGAGGAAAACAUCAAGUCUCUUGUUGCAAACAUUGUAAAAAAUUUUUUUACGGCUUUUGAAUCAAUUGAGUAUGUCCAAACAUUUAAAGGGUUAAAAGAUAAAUUUGAAAAAGAGAAUGAAAGACAAAGUGAAAUAUUAAGGAAUUUACAUAAAUUAUUAUGCCAGAACAGACACUGCAGACAUAUGAAAGCUAUGGAGGUACAAGGGAAGGAAGAAAUGUGUUCCAGAGAAAUUACUGAAACUAUUCUACCAAUGGGAAGAGAUUUUCCAAAAUGUUUUGACGUGUUUUUAAGAAUUAAAGAUACGAAUCAAAAUGAAGUAGAGCAACCAGAAAGAAAAGCAUCUGAAGCAUUUGACUGUUAUUCAUCUCAUUUUGAUGCUUCUGCUAAUAGGAAGAGUGACCCACACUGUGGCAGAAAGGUUCCUUUAGUGGACUACCCAGAUGAUGAUGAUGAUGAUGAUGAUGAUGACAAUGAAGACCAUCAUGACGCUGAUGAAGAGGAAGAACCUCCUCACAAAAUACCUAAGCUUGGUUUAUAA